Filobasidium floriforme is the source of this 1519-nucleotide messenger RNA. RefSeq names its product 6-phosphogluconate dehydrogenase. NCBI's taxonomy places the organism in Eukaryota, Fungi, Basidiomycota, Tremellomycetes, Filobasidiales, Filobasidiaceae. The transcript has 8 exons. The record is from RefSeq and is a predicted model, not a curated record. The coding region runs from base 178 to 1173 and encodes 331 amino acids. Gene Ontology annotation, molecular function: 2-dehydropantoate 2-reductase activity. Gene Ontology annotation, biological process: pantothenate biosynthetic process. Gene Ontology annotation, cellular component: cytoplasm.
ACCGAGUCUCCGGGCCGUCAUCCUCAUCAUCCACCAUACUCGUCGUCCGUCAGAACGUCUCAUCUUGCUCUCUUCGAUAGACUACAUCGAUCCAGGCAUAGAUCUUAUAGCGAUUACAGAACCCGCUACCUCUUACAACCUAAUCGCCAAACGAUCACGACCCACAGACAGGAUACGAUGGGCCCAAACGUAUUGCUCUUCGGUGCCGGGGCUAUCGGCUCGGUCUACGCCGCCAUCCUGGUCCUCUCCAAACGAUGCAAAGUCUACGUGGUCGCUAGGUCGAACUACGAUGUUUUGAAUUCCAAGGGUCUGGACCUGAAAUCUAGCAAGUUUGGGGAUCAUCAGGGCUUAAAGUUCGAUGGAGUGUAUAGGACGUGUGAAGAAGCGGCGAAUUCGGGAAUCAAGUUCGAUUAUGUGUUGUGCAGUAACAAAGCCCUGCUCGACGCCCGCCCUUCUCUCGCCGAGACGAUCCGCCCGGUGAUGAGCGAUGAUACUUCGAUCGUCCUCCUCCAGAACGGAGUAGGGGCCGAAGAACCCCUCCAUGAAGCUUUUCCCGAGAAUUCGGUCAUUUCGGCCGUAGUAUGGACGGGGGCCAAGGUCUUGGAUCAGGGCAAGGUCGAACAGUUCAACAGGGAGGCUCUGACGAUCGGGGUGGAUUGGAAGCAGACGCUCGGGAAGGGGAAUGAGGUGGAACGGGAGAGGUUGGACGGGUUGGUCGAGGUUUUGAAAGCGGGUGGCGGGGAGUGUAACGUGGUCGAUGAUAUCCAGAGCGAGCGGUGGGUCAAGGUGAUCUGGAACGCCUGUUGGAACGCGGUGACCACGGCCACUCAGCUCAGGACGAACCGGUUCCUCGAAGCCUCCCCUUACGCCCUCGAACUGUCUCGAUCGAUCAUGGGCGAGGUCGUCCAGGUCGCCAAGGCCAAGGGGCUCACCGUCCCCGAGGGUACGAUCGACAAGCUCAUCGAUCAGUGUACGUCCGUCAAGGGAGGGUUGCCCAGUUCGAUGUUGUUCGAUUACUUGGCGGGGAGGCCGAUGGAGGUCGAGGUCAUCCUCGGCACACCGCUCAGAGAGGGCAAAAGGUUGGGCCUCGAUUUGCCCUCGUUGACAGCUCUGUACAGCAUCAUCAAGGCUUUGGAUUGGAAAAACUUGCAUCCCGAAGAGGCCAAGAUCUGAAAGAGCCGGAACAUGACAUGAAGUCCAGGUCGGCUCUAUCUGUCCUGCAUCAUGAUCUUGCUUGGGAACUUGUCUGUCCGGUGUUCCAAAGGGCUUGUAGCUGGUCUCCAUUAUUAUAUGUAUACGAACUUCUGUUGUUGAGAGGAUCAAGGCGUCUUGACUUUCGUUAUCGUCAGGGGUGAUAGGAUGUCGGUCAGCUAGGCGAUGGGCAUUGCGCAUCUCUAGAUCUCUAGAGACCGACAGCAGUAUCCUCAGCACCUCUGUAGCGAAGGACGCUUACCCGACCGAGUUGUUCCGGUCGAAGACACAUGGUCAACCUGGGGCUGUUGUCGAUGGCAUUUCCGCU